GCUUCACAAUUCUAUGUAGUGAAUGCUGGGGUCCCCCAGAGAUCUGUGCUAUCUCUCACACUCUUUCUUUAGCGAGAGCAUAUCAAUGAUACGCUUGGGAACAUACAUUGCUAUGCGGUGAUAGUACAGUGCAUGGUGGAUACCACGGACGCGCAGUGGCUGGGCGAGUGGAAAUUGAGGAGAGGCGGAAGGAUCUUGUCAUUGAACUCGAUAGGACGUUAGGCCUCUGCCUCGAAUUUUGCGGGCAGCGGGGCGGCGGCGGCGGCGGCGCGGCAGCGGGGCGGGCAACGCAUACCUGUUCUCCAAACUAGCGGGCAGAUCGCGCGGCACUAUAGCGGUGUAGUGUUGUGUUCGUGGUUGUGUUGUCGAGAUAUUUGUUUUUAUUCGCGAACGAAAUGUCUGAAAAACGGCGACAUCUGUUUGAUUCAAAUUUAUUCCUAACGCUCGAUUUAUUGUGGGCAAAAGAAGAAGUGGAUCCCUACUAUAGGGCAAGGAAAAUAAAUGGCGAGUUUUAUCGAAAUUAUGAAGAACAGAGACAAAAUCCCGACAAAUUCUACGACUACACCAGAAUGAGUGUAGAAACUUUUGACUAUAUUCUUGAAACUAUCAAGAGUGAUUUAGAGUCUGGAAUUAAUCCAAAACGAUUUAGAGGUAUAUCUCCAGAAGAAAAAUUAUACUUGACGCUUGAGUUUUUGGCGAGUGGGCAGCCUUUCAAAAGACUGUCGUUGUCAUUCAGAAUGGGAAAAACAACGGUGGCCAACAUAGUUUAUAGCACUUGUAGAGCUAUAUGGAAAAAUUUGGUAUAUUUACAUAUGCCGAAACCGACAGAAGAUUUAUUGAAAAAAAUAACGGAAAAAUACUAUGAAAAAUGGCAAUUUCCUAAUUGCAUCGGAGCUAUAGAUGGCAAACAUUGUCGAUUAAAAAAUCCUAAGUUUGCUGGAUCAUCGCAUUAUAAUUAUAAACAUUUCUUUUCGAUGCACUUGCAAGCGGUCGCGGAUGCUGACAAAAGAUUCAUUUGUAUAGAAGUUGGAGGAAGAGGAAAACAAAGCGAUGCAGGGACAUUCCAUUACUCUAAUUUGAACCAUUUACUUCAAAGUAAUAACUUCAAUAUACCCCGUCCACAGUAUGUACCCAGAUCAGAUACCAUUCUACCAAUGGUUUUUAUUGGAGAUGAAGGAUAUCCACUCAAAACCUAUUUGAUGCGACCUUAUCCUCAAAGCGUACUUAAUGCACAAAAUGAGUUAUUUAAUAAGCGAUUAUCGCGGGCUCGAAAGACUAUUGAGUGUGCUUUCGGAAUUUUAAGAUCCAAGUGGCAUAUUUUCAGAUCACCCAUAGAGACAAACAGAUGUCACGCAAGAUUACUCAUCAAAACUUGCUGUUUGUUGCAUAACAUUAUCCGAGAUAAGGACGGUAAUAAUGAUAUUGCCUAUAUUACUGUCAAUACGAAUCAACAAAGAAUACAAACACGAUUACAAACAAACGCCCACGAUUACAAACAAAAUAUUGUGCUUGAUAAGACGUCCGUCUUAUCAAGCACAAUAUAUACGUGAAAAAUUCAAAGAAUAUUUUGUAAAUAAUCGCAUUAGUUACUAAUUAAUUUGUAAAACAUAAUAAAUAUUG
This is a messenger RNA of Nymphalis io (European peacock), 1620 nucleotides long. RefSeq lists its product as uncharacterized. Bases 396 to 1550 code for a protein of 384 amino acids. NCBI's taxonomy places the organism in Eukaryota, Metazoa, Arthropoda, Insecta, Lepidoptera, Nymphalidae. The transcript is spliced from 2 exons. The record is from RefSeq and is a predicted model, not a curated record.